AUGAUUGCAAAAAAGAGCAGAGAAGAAAGCUCUGGUGAAGGAAGUGGUGUGGAAAUUAUUGUUAAUGAGCCCUAUGAAGAUGGUCCUGGUGGCAAAGGUCAGUACACUCAAAAAAUCUAUCAUGUUGGAAGCCAUUUACCUGGCUGGUUUAAAAGUUUACUUCCAAAGUCAGCCUUAACUGUUUCUGAAGAAGCUUGGAAUGCAUAUCCAUAUACAAAAACACGAUAUACAUGUCCAUUUGUUGAAAAAUUUUCUCUUGAAAUUGAGACUUAUUAUUUUGCUGAUAAUGGUCAUCAGGAAAAUGUGUUUAAACUAACCGGCAGUGAUUUAAAAAACAGAAUUGUUGAUGUUAUAGAUGUUGUUAAAGAUCAGCUUUAUGGUGCUGAUUAUAUAAAGGAGGAGGACCCAAAACUUUUUGUUUCCGAAAAAUGUAAAAGAGGCCCUUUAUCUGAAACGUGGUUAGAAGAUUAUUGGAAAGAAGUUCAGGGCAAACCUCAACCAUUACCAAAUGGAAAAUCUCUCAUGUGUGCUUAUAAACUCUGCAAAGUUGAAUUUCGAUAUUGGGGUAUGCAAACAAAAUUAGAAAAAUUUAUUCACGAUGUUGCAUUAAGAAAAACUAUGCUUAGAGCUCAUCGCCAAGCAUGGGCUUGGCAGGAUGAAUGGUAUGGGCUAACUAUGGAAGAUAUUAGGGAAAUAGAAAGACAAACACAAUUAGCCUUACAAAAGAAAAUGGGAGGCGAAACAAGUGAUGAGCAAGAUAUUUCAGAGGAAAAUUCAAAAUCACUUGCUGCUACAAUGAGUAGUUUAGAAAAAAAUGAAGACGUAGCAACUCCAUUGACUACCAAAAAGACUAGUGUUGAAAAACGAAUUUCAAAAAAUUUGACACCAGAAAGUACCCCACCCUCAGAACAAAAGAGUUCCUUAAGAAGUCAUUUACGAUCAUCAUCUUCUGGAUCUAUAAAAAGUCUGCAAGCACAAGUAGCUAAUUGGCGUAUGGAAACUCUUGUGAGGGAAUCAGAAACAGAAACAGGUUCAGAAGAUGAAUUUUAUGACUGUGAAUCCUCUUUUAACAAAUGGUCUUCUAUGUGUUCUCUUGAUGAAGCUGAAAUUGAUAUAUCACCAACUCAGGGAGAUCAUAAUCAAGAAGACAGUAUCUUCAAUCCAUCGUUUUUAAAGCGAGUCACCUCCGAAAGAGGUUCGCGUCGCAUGAUUACUCUGCAAAGUCAUCAAAGUAUUGAUGGUUGUUCGGAAGCACCGGUUCACAGUUCAUGCCCAACUACUGUGUUAAUACUCGUUUUUCAUGCAGGUAGUGUUCUUGAUGCUAAUAAUGACAUGACAGCAAAGAAAUCUGAUGUGACAACAUUUAAGGGUGCAUUUGAAUCUGUAAUGCGACAACAUUAUCCUACAUUAGUGGGUCAUAUUGCAAUAAAAUUAGUAUCGUGUCCAUCUAUUUGCACAGAAGCCCUUGGCGUCUUGUCAACAUUAAGCCCUUAUAGUUUCGAUUGUUCGCCAUCAACUAUGGAAACACCUUCUCUAACAAAUGAUCUUAUACCUAUUGGUGCUAUUCCGUUAAUAGCAACAAGCUCUCCUGAAUAUAUUGACUCUGUAACAAAAACCAUUAUUUCGGCCAAUACAAUUUUCAAUGAAUUUCUAAAAUCUGAUGACGGUAAAGGAUUUAAUGGUCAAGUUUGUAUAGUCGGUGACAGCAUGGGUUCUGUAUUAGCUUAUGAUGCGCUUUGUCGUACAGUGCAGUAUCAAUCCCGUCAUGAUAGUGAAAACAGUAUUCUCAAUACAGAAAUAAUUAUACCAAAUGAACCCACUGAAAAUUACUUAAGCAAAUCUCACUUACAAGCUCCAACUCCUCGGAGGCGAUCAUCAUCAACAAGUGACAAUCAAGCAAAACUAGAGUUUGAAGUGACCGACUUUUUUACGUUCGGUAGUCCACUUUCGCUUAUAUUAGCAUCAAGAAGAAUUGCUGACGAUAAAUUGAGAGAUAUUAUGAAACCACCUACACAACAAGUUUAUAAUUUAUUUCAUCCAACGGAUCCAGUUGGUUCUAGAUUAGAGCCACUUUUGUCUGCUCGAUUUACGGAUCUACCACCUAUAAACGUCGCCAGAUACGCUAAGUAUCCGCUCGGGAAUGGCCAACCUUACCAUUUGAUGGAACUUAUACAAAGUCACCCUCAAUUAUUUGGUGAUCAUUUACAAAUGCCUCCGACACCAAUAUUACGUAGACUUUCAGAAGCUUCAGUUCAGAGUACUGUCAGCGGCUUAGUUGAUAAUAUACCAUUAAUCACAAUGAACGCUUUACAACACAAGUGGUGGGGAACAAAGAGAUUAGACUAUGCAUUAUACUGUCCCGAGGGUUUAUCUAAUUUUCCUACUAAUGCCUUACCACACCUAUUUCAUGCUAGUUACUGGGAAAGUUCAGAUGUAAUUGCUUUUAUUCUAAGACAAGUUGGUCAUUUUGAUCUAGCGAUCUAUGGACAUGUUGAAGACAAAGACAGUACAAUGUUCAAACCUGGCCAAGAAAGAGAAAAAUGGAUUAAAAAGCGUACGUCGGUUAAAUUAAAAAAUGUUGCAGCCAAUCAUAGAGCUAACGAUAUAAUAGUAAAAGAAGGUUGCCCGCAAACCUUUACGGCGAGAUUCAUGUACGGGCCAUUAGAUAUGAUAACUCUCACAGGAGAGAAAGUUGAUAUACACAUGAUGAAAGAUCCUCCAGCAGGUGAAUGGACAUUAUUAUCAACAGUGGUGACGGAUAAAACUGGAAGAAUAACGUACACGUUAACAGAGAAACAAAGUGUUGGGUGUGGUAUAUAUCCAGUAAGAGUUGUGGUAAGAGGAGAUCAUACUAGUUGUAACUUCCAUUUAGCUGUAGUGCCACCACAAACUGAAUGUGUAGUGUUCAGCAUUGACGGUUCCUUUACAGCAAGCGUUUCGGUGACUGGCAGAGACCCUAAAGUGAGAGCGGGUGCAGUUGACGUAGUCCGUUUCUGGCAGGAUCUUGGCUAUCUAAUUCUUUACAUAACAGGGCGACCCGAUAUGCAGCAAAGAAAAGUAGUAUCAUGGUUGGCCGAACAUAAUUUUCCGCAUGGGUUGGUCUUUUUUUCUGAUGGAUUUUCGACAGAUCCUUUAGGACAUAAGGCUGCACAUCUAAAUAGCCUUAUAAAUGAUCACGGUAUUAUUCUUCAGGCUGCUUAUGGAUCUGGAAAAGACAUAAGUGUAUACCAUAACUGCGGACUUACUGCCAAGCAAGUGUAUGCAAUUGGUCGCAUUAGUAAAAAGUAUUGUAACAUGGCGACCACUUUAAGCGAUGGCUACGCAUCCCAUCUAGCCGAUUUAAAGCAACCGGGCGCUGUCCGGCCAGCUAGAGGCAACGCUCGUUUACUUGUACCGCGACGAUUAUUGGUUCCAGUUAGUAGUUCUUCUGCUACAAGAAAUCGUCGUUAA
Molecule: messenger RNA, 3450 nt
Organism: Parnassius apollo (apollo)
Lineage: Eukaryota; Metazoa; Arthropoda; Insecta; Lepidoptera; Papilionidae
Source: the annotation of a GenBank genome assembly